Molecule: messenger RNA, 1362 nt
Organism: Soboliphyme baturini
Lineage: Eukaryota; Metazoa; Nematoda; Enoplea; Dioctophymatida; Soboliphymatidae
Source: the annotation of a GenBank genome assembly
AUGCAGUUGAUUAGAAUCGAUGACAGAAACGUUAUUUUGAUCAAAGGAGGAACGGUAGUAAACUGCGAUUUGGUGGUUCGGGCGGAUGUACUGAUUCGAGGUGGAAAAAUCAAGCAAGUUGAACCCGACAUUGAAUCAGACGGAGCACAUGUCAUCAUCGCUGAGGGAAAGUAUGUCAUGCCUGGGGGUGUCGAUCCACAUACGCACCUCCAGCAUGCUCAAGGAGAUGAUUCCAGCGCAGAAGGCUUCUUCGCCGGAACUCAAGCUGCGGUUGCUGGUGGAACAACGACGAUUGUCGAUUCGGUUAUUCCGGCUGCAGGUGAGUCUUUGAUUGCGGCUUUUGAAAAGUGGAAACGCUGGGCUGAUCCUAAAGUGUGCUGCGAUUAUGCGCUGUCAGUGGCGAUCAGACACACUUCCGAGAAAACGUUUCAAGAAAUGGAGACUUUGUGUAGAAACAAUGGAGUCAAUUCUUUUCUUUUUUACAUGGACGACGUGAUUGAUCCACCGCUGACCGAUGGUGACCUGUACCGGAGCUUUAAACGAUGCCGACAGAUCGGCGCCUUGCCGCGAGUGCAACCUGCGAAUGGAGAAAUAAUCAAAAUAAUAGAACAGGAAAUGAUUGAUAUGGGCAUUACUGGACCAGAGGGUCACGUGUAUUCUCGACCGGAAAAUUUAGAAGCGGAAGCUGUAUCUAGGGUUGCUUUACUUUCCAAUUUGGCUAACUGCCCAUUAUAUGUCUUGCGUGUCGCAAGCAAGGGUGCCACGAAAGCGCUGGCAUGGGCUCGUAAGAAAGGCUAUGUCGUAACAGGAGAAGUGUUGGCGGCAUCCUUCUGUACGGACAGCUGCAUUCAUGAAAAGAAUGUGAAGAACUCAGACGUCCGUGUGACUUGUCCACCAUUGCGAUUUGACCGUGUCACUCCCACUUUCUUGAUAAACCGUCUCGCUUUUGGUGACCUCGAAAUGACCGCCAGUGACCACAGUAUUUUCAAUGCUGUCGAGAAAGCGGCCGGAAUAUCAGAUUUUAGAAAAUUGCCUAAAGGAAUCAAUGGCGUUCAGGAACGAAUGAUGGUCACUUGGGAAAAAGGAGUUAAUUCGGGCAAAUUCGACCUGAUGCGGUUCGUGGCUGUUUCCAGUACCAGCGCUGCCAAAGUCUUCAAUAUGUAUCCUCGAAAGGGUCGCAUCGCGGUUGGAUCAGAUGCUGACAUCGUAAUCUGGGAUCCUGAAGCGACACGAAAAAUUACUGCUAGAAACCAAACCCAAACGUUAGAUAUGAAUGUGUUCGAGGGCCAGAUUUGCAAGGGAGUUCCAUUGGUGACCAUUUGCGGUGGAAGAAUAGUUUACGAAAAUGGACAGGUAAGAUAA